AUCUGGAAACUGUCGACGCGAGAGCGCUCACUCAGGAUCUAUCUGUUGAACUUUACUCGCUCCAACUCUGACGAACGGGAGGACUCUGCUGCGAUGGCUGCUCUGGGUGAAGUUGGAAGCUUCUUGCACGGCAUUGAUGGUGUAGGACACGUCGGGACCCAUUUUCUCCUGACGUCUCUUGGAGAGAGUCCAGCGGUACUGCUGGGUCAGGGUGAACACCUCGUACCUGGUGCUGGGGAAAGCCUGUCCCGGAGCGCCACGGCAGAUUUAACACUUUUAAAAGGGAUUCUCCGGAGAAGGCAGUUAUACUGCAGAACUGGAUUUCAUCUGGAAAUACUUCCUGGUGGCACUGUGCAAGGGACAAGAAAGGACCACAGUAGAUUCGGUAUUUUGGAAUUCAUAAGCAUUGCUGUUGGAUUGAUAAGCAUUCGAGGAGUGGACAGUGCUCUCUACCUGGGGAUGAAUGACAAGGGAGAGCUCUAUGGUUCUGAGAAGCUGAGCGCUGAGUGUGUCUUCAGGGAGCAGUUUGAGGAGAACUGGUACAACACAUACUCCUCCAACCUCUACAAGCACGGAGACAAAGGGACUCGCUACUUUGUGGCGUUAAACAAGGACGGCACGGCUCGGGAUGGAACAAAGUCCAGGCGACACCAGAAGUUCACCCACUUCCUGCCCAGGCCCGUGGACCCUGACCGGGUACCGGAGCUGUACAAGGAGAUUCUGGGCCACAGCUGAGACUGGCCUGCACCCACCGUCCCAGAUCAGGAAUAGCUGUGUAUUGAGCUCUAGUCCCUCCUGCUGUGGGAAGCAGGGAUGUGUGCAGGCCAGGCAGUGUGACUGGCGGUGUUAAGACAGUGGAGCCAACCAAUCCCUUAGCAGCCCCAGGCCCCAGCCCCAGUCCCAGCCCUACAGCGGCCCCAGCUCCAGCCAUCAGGGAAGGCCUUCACUGGGGAUAAAGGUACUAGCCAGGGGCCUCCCCUCAGAAUGUCCGGGCCAGCUCUCAGCGGUGACCAAGACAGUCUAGAAUGUCUGACGUUGUCAACAUGUACACCAAGGCAUGAGGAGGCUAUUUGUUCCAGGGGCCAACUGACCCCCGAGAGGAGCUGUCGUGUGGAAUAGGAGAGGAACAGGAUCAGAGGAAGCGAUGCUGAUGCAGGAGGGAGGGAGGGUCACUCUUCUGUUUGAGGGCCAAUACAUUUCAGGAAGUGUCUUUGGACUGAGGAUCUAGUUGGAAUCAUAGAAAUAAAACAUAGAGAUAGAACAUAAUGAUAAAACUGUUCUAUUAUCUAUUGUUAGAAUGGCAAAAUCUAUGGGAUUCUAUACAGUUAAAGAACCUCGUUUUUUAUUUGGGGGGGGGGCUCUGUUCAUUCAAGAAGGAUUUUGAAGGAAUUCACCUGUUUUUCUUCUCGUUUUACAUGUGACUAGAUCAUGUUGAAAGGAGCAGAAAUAUAUUUGCCACAGAUAUCAUUUCAAAAUGUAUUAUUUAUUCAUUUCUAGAUACAUAUAUUUAUGUUAUAUAUUUAUUUAUUUCAGAAUAUAUUUUUGCAGUUAAAUAUACAGUACUGUAUAGAGAAACCACUAGAAAUUAUAUCUAUAUAGAAAUAAUAUUUCUUUUAAUCUGAGGAUACCAGUUUUCUCACUUAGCUUGGGCCACAUUGUGAGAUUGUCUUAAAAUAAUGUGGGGGGGAAACUGUAAUUUGCUGAUUUUUUCCCAAAAAGCCCUCUGCUGUACGCAUCACAUUUAAAGUCUGUGCAGUGUGUCCUUAUUAAAGUCAGUGAACUAGAUUUGUCUUUUUGAUAUCUGUUUGGAACAUUUAAUGAUGUAUUGUAAAUGUUUUAACAUUUGGGUUCAGAAACUAAGAGGACCACACUGUUUAUUACCUCUAUGGUUUUCUUGAUGAACCAACUGACAAAAAAAUUAUAAAAAAUAAACAAGUUUAACUCA
Molecule: messenger RNA, 1945 nt
Organism: Oncorhynchus nerka (sockeye salmon)
Lineage: Eukaryota; Metazoa; Chordata; Actinopteri; Salmoniformes; Salmonidae
Gene: fgf20b
Product: fibroblast growth factor 20b
Exons: 3
Coding region: 94-735 (213 amino acids)
Biological process (GO): positive regulation of protein phosphorylation; positive regulation of cell population proliferation; fibroblast growth factor receptor signaling pathway
Cellular component (GO): cytoplasm
Molecular function (GO): fibroblast growth factor receptor binding; growth factor activity
Source: RefSeq, a predicted model, not a curated record